Molecule: messenger RNA, 702 nt
Organism: Brassica napus (rape)
Lineage: Eukaryota; Viridiplantae; Streptophyta; Magnoliopsida; Brassicales; Brassicaceae
Product: 3-dehydrosphinganine reductase TSC10B-like
Exons: 3
Coding region: 1-702 (233 amino acids)
Biological process (GO): sphingolipid biosynthetic process
Cellular component (GO): endoplasmic reticulum membrane
Molecular function (GO): 3-dehydrosphinganine reductase activity
Source: RefSeq, a predicted model, not a curated record
AUGGAGGAAUGUGUAAAGACAAACCCCCAUGUGGAAUUAGCAAAUGUUCUAUGUCUCUGUCCAAUCAAUCAAUAUCUUGGGGACAUCACAGCCGAGUUUGCCACACUCUUUGAUCGUACGUCCAAGAUCCCAAUCAAGUCCCGCCACGUCUUCAUAACCGGCGGAUCAAGCGGCAUCGGUCUCGCCGCCGCCGGGGGAGCUCGAGUCUCCAUCCUCGCACGCUCCCUCUCUAAGCUAGCCGAUGCUAAACGAUCCAUCGAGCUAUCAGCCGGCGUCGAGGUCUCCACGUUCUCUGCCGACGUUCGUGAUUACGACGCCGUUUCCAAAGCGGUUAACCAAUCAGGGCCGAUCGAUGUGUUGAUCGUCAACCAAGGCGUGUUUAUAGGAAAGGAGCUUGAGAAGCAGAGUACGGAGGAAAUCAAGUUUAUGAUCGAUGUGAAUCUUGUGGGAAGCUUCAAUGUGAUCAAGGCUGCUUUGCCUUCCAUGAAAGGUCGUGGCCCUGCCUCCAUUUCUCUCGUUUCCUCUCAAGCUGGUAAGGCAGGAAUCUAUGGUUACACUGCAUACUCAGCAAGCAAGUUUGGACUUCAGGGAUUAGCGCAAGCGUUGCAGCAAGAAGUUAUAUCUCAUGACAUUCAUGUGUCUCUUCUGUUUCCUCCAGACACUGACACACCUGGGUUUGAAGAAGGAAAGCCAAAGUUAUAA